AUGUUUGUUGUAAGCAGUUUCGUGUUUACUCCCAACCAAUAUUUAAGCCAACAGGACUGUUUCAUUUCACACAACAUCAUGGCAUUCUUCAAGUUCAUCUCCUUUUUGGUCAGUUUGGACGCCAGCUAGAGAAUUAGUUAUUUUCCGUUAUUUGAAGGCGUUGCUAAGUGGAUCAGUUGCUUUGGACUGCCUUUCAGCGAGAGAUUCCGGCGACUUCUGUAACGCGGGGCCUCAGCGGCAGAUGUAUUAUUUCGUACCGGCGCAAGGUUCAGUCUCCGCGAAAAGCUCAGAGAAUAACUCUAAGAAAUAUCCAGGGAUCUGCCAGCCGUUCAUGUACAACGGUUGCGGAGGGAACGAGAACAGAUUCAACAGUUCGGCGGAAUGCCGCGAAGCCUGUGCCAACGCUUCAACGCAAGUCUCCGCCGAUGGCCAAACAAGUGGCCGCAGCGAACAAAUGAAACGUAAGUUUUUCUCUGAAGCUCUUCAAUAUUUCUUUCUCCAUAUACGACAGUUCGGAGCUAAUUAUUAUUUUUUGUUUGUCAAGUCAGCAGGGAAUUGUUCUCAUUCUUCCUCAUUCUACCUCAUUCUUGCUCAUGUUGUGGCUGUCGGAAUGAAAACUGGAAAAUUCUUCAAUUGAAUUUAAAAAGACCAUUUAUUAUUCAGAGAGGCCAUUUUUGGGUGAAGUUCGGAAUUUUCCACGAUUUUAUCUAAAGACUCUUCGGAGAUGAAGAUAAUAAUUUCUCUAAAUCGUUCUUCCCCAGUUUUCUAGUUCUGAAGAAAUGAAUUCCGAAAGUACUCAGCUAGCAUGGCAACGAGUCUUGCAACCUUUGAAGGGCAAAUUUGAAAAAUGAUCCGGAAUGAAAGUUUGCACGGAAAGUGACUGAGAGAAGGGUUUAUCUCGACGGUUUUGAUUAAAUUCACAUGGGAAAAUUGCUAAACUAAAACUAAACUAAAUUUACAAUUUCUGUUAGUUUCAUGGAGAAAUUAUAGCCAGCUACAUAUAUUGAUAACUGAAAAGCGUCGUCAAACGUUUGAAUGAAAAAGGAAAUGGUUCAGAAGCGUGCCAGGCAACCUACGACACGGAACAUCUGAACGCGACGCUCUGUUCUCGACACAUGGAAUGUCCUGCCGGCCAUGACUGCCACAGGGGAUUCUGCUGUCCGACCCCAGGUAAAGACCUUCGAAAAUCUCACUUCCUCCACCUGAGAACGAGGCUCAUUCUUUUGGAUUCAGACUACGCUUGCAAUCUUCGUUACGAUUCGGGUAAGUUUGCUGUUGGCGGAGAGAAAAGCGACAAGUAUUUCUACACGCCUCAAUACCAGACCUGCAUGAGGUAUUUUAUUAAUCUUUGCCCAUUUUCAUAUUACUUCUCUUCUAAUUCCAAUGUCAUUAUUCGAGUUCAGGUUCUCGUUUUACGGCACUCUGGGAAACGCCAACAACUUUCCAAACUACAACGCCUGUAUGAAAAUGUGUUCUUCUCAAAUCAAAAAUCCUCGCAUCUGA
This is a messenger RNA of Caenorhabditis auriculariae, 1503 nucleotides long. NCBI's taxonomy places the organism in Eukaryota, Metazoa, Nematoda, Chromadorea, Rhabditida, Rhabditidae. The record is from the annotation of a GenBank genome assembly.